This is a messenger RNA of Camelina sativa (false flax), 945 nucleotides long. RefSeq names its product glutathione S-transferase T3-like. The record is from RefSeq and is a predicted model, not a curated record. Lineage: Eukaryota; Viridiplantae; Streptophyta; Magnoliopsida; Brassicales; Brassicaceae.
AUGGAUUCAGACGAGUUUAUGAAUCCAUAUCUUCCCUCCUCUAGCUAUAUGAACCUGUUACACAGCCAACUUGAUAACCAAAACCUCGAAUACACUCCUUUUGAUAGUCCAUGUUCUAAAACUCCAUCUGAACCCCCAUCCGAACCUCCAUCCCCUCAAGUAAACCGCAAGUCAAGGCAUGCAUGGUUACCAACGGAUGAUAUCAUGUUGGUCAGCGCUUGGCUCAACACUAGCAAGGAUCCGAUUACUUCCAACGAGCAAAGACGUGGAGCCUUUUGGGGGAGGAUUGCGGAUUACUUUGCAUCAUGUCCGAAUGCUGUUGAUCGGCCAAAGAGAGAGGCGAGUCACUGUAAGCAGAGGUGGGGGAGGAUAAACGACUUGGUGUGCAAGUUCGUUGGCUGUUACAAGGCUGCCACAAGAGAGAAGUCUAGUGGACAGAAUGAAGAUGAUGUGAUGAAGUUAGCACAUCAGAUAUAUUUCAAUGAUCAUGGAACGAGGUUUACCUUGGAGCAUGCAUGGCGAGACUUAAGAUACGAUCAAAAAUGGUGUGCCUCAACAUCUAUUAAAGGUAGUGGAGUGAAAAGGGGAAGAGUGAGUGUUGAUGGGUCUGAACCGGAUGCACACCCGGUUGUUGAUGUCGAUGAACCAUUGCCUCGUUCUCCUGGUGUUAAGGCUGCAAAGGGGAAGUCCAAAACAAGCUCAAACACCCAACCGGAUGUGGAGGAAGAUGGAAAAGCUUACUUGGAGUAUCAGUUGGACCGUGUGUCUUGGAUGUAUGAGAUGAAGGAGAAGGACUUCGCAUUGAAAGAGAAGGAGUACGCUAUGAAGAAGGAGCAUAUGAAGCAUGUGAUGCUUGAAAAUCUGAUUGCCAAGAAGGAUUCAUUAACUGAAUCAGAAAAAACUCUUAAGGAUAAGCUAAUUGAUGACAUGAUGUCAUCAACUUGA